This is a messenger RNA of Dioscorea cayenensis subsp. rotundata (Guinea yam), 1298 nucleotides long. RefSeq names its product diaminopimelate epimerase, chloroplastic. NCBI's taxonomy places the organism in Eukaryota, Viridiplantae, Streptophyta, Magnoliopsida, Dioscoreales, Dioscoreaceae. Gene Ontology annotation, molecular function: diaminopimelate epimerase activity. The coding region runs from base 223 to 1146 and encodes 307 amino acids. The transcript has 9 exons. The record is from RefSeq and is a predicted model, not a curated record. Gene Ontology annotation, cellular component: cytosol; cytoplasm.
ACAAACAAGCAAGUCUUCCCACUGCCCUGAACCACCUUCGAAGCUCUCGUCCGCCGUCGUCAAUGUCCAUGGCCGGAUCCUCGAUCUCCAUCGUUCUCUCAACCCCUCAUCGCCGCCCUCUCUCCUUCUCUCUCUCUCCUCUCCGCUUUCUCCUCCGAUCUCCACUCCUCUCGAUCACUGCGGUUUCUCGGCAAACCUAGCUCCCGGUUAUCUUCUUUCAGGAUGAGCGUUGAAGCCCCGGAGAAGUCCCGGAAAAUUUCCUUUUUGGAUCGCAAGGAGUCUGGUGUCCUCCAUUUCGUCAAGUACCAUGGCCUCGGCAACGAUUUCAUCUUGGUCGAUAAUAGGAAUUCUUUGGAGCCGAGUGUUACGCCUGAGCAGGCAGUGAAGCUUUGCGAUCGUAAUUUCGGCAUUGGCGCUGAUGGUGUGAUCUUUGCAAUGCCGGGUGUCAAUGGCACUGAUUACUCGAUGAGGAUUUUCAAUUCGGAUGGCAGCGAGCCAGAGAUGUGUGGCAAUGGAGUCCGGUGUUUUGCUCGUUAUGUUGCUGACCUUGAAAACCUUACUGGUACACGAAGUUUUACUAUUCACACUGGUGCUGGUCUUAUUGUUCCUGAAAUACAAGAAGAUGGGAAGGUAAAAGUCAAUAUGGGUAGGCCUGUGCUCACUGCAGCAGAUAUUCCUACUAAACUUCCAGAAACUAAAAAUGGUGCUGUUGUUCAAGCAAAUUUGGCAGUUGAUGGAAUCUCAUGGAAAGUGACAUGUGUUAGCAUGGGAAAUCCUCACUGUGUUACUUUUGGAAACGAACGUUCUGAGGGCCUGCAGGUGGAUGACUUAAAGCUGGCAGAAAUUGGCCCAAAAUUUGAGCACCACCAAAUGUUCCCUUCUCGGACCAAUACAGAAUUUGUGGAAGUCAUCUCAAGAACUCACCUAAAAAUGCGUGUGUGGGAGCGUGGUGCAGGUGCAACUCUAGCAUGUGGGACAGGAGCUUGUGCAUUAGUAGUUGCUGCCGUGCUUGAAGGUCGCAUAGAGAGGUCAUGCACUGUUGAUUUGCCCGGGGGUCCAUUAGAAAUCGAAUGGAGAGAAGAUGACAAUCUUGUCUACAUGACAGGUCCAGCUGAGGUAGUGUUCUAUGGAUCCAUCCCUAUUUAGUUCCUCGAUUAGAGUUUGCAAUCUUGCUUUUCAAUUUAGUUCCAGUGGGUUUGGAAUUUUCAGAAGUUUCUGCUUGUUGUACACUUGUACUUGUAUUUUAUUGAUCAUAUCUGUUAGGUAAUUUUAUGCAUGAUUUGAGUUUUAAGUUUUAA